Molecule: messenger RNA, 1377 nt
Organism: Trichoderma atroviride IMI 206040
Lineage: Eukaryota; Fungi; Ascomycota; Sordariomycetes; Hypocreales; Hypocreaceae
Cellular component (GO): intracellular anatomical structure
Molecular function (GO): FMN binding; NADP binding; NADPH dehydrogenase activity
Source: RefSeq, a predicted model, not a curated record
AUGGCUGCCUAUCUCACACAGCGCAUCGCACACCCACACAUCUGCCAUCCCCAUCACGGAAUCACAGUCUCGCGCGCUGGAACACCGGCGCCGGAGAAGCAAGCCAAAUGUGCAGGGCCCAUCUCCAAUGCUGCCGCCAAAGGCGUUUCCUUCUAUACGCCUGAGCAGGAUCCUGUGCCCGGAAGCGCUGUUCAGCCUCAGCCAUCCGGUAAACCUGUGCCUAAGCUGUUUACUCCCUUGAAGAUACGCGAUAUAGAGCUGCCAAACCGCAUUUGGGUGAGUCCCAUGUGCCAGUACAGCGCACAUGAAGGGUUUCAUACGCCUUGGCACAUCACUCACUAUGGCGGCAUGGCUCAGCGUGGUCCUGGACUUAUGAUGAUUGAAGCCACUGCUGUGCAGGCCAAUGGCCGCAUCACACCCGAAGAUUCGGGCAUAUGGCUUGAUGCGCACAUCGAUACUCUAAAGAAGCAUGUAGACUUCGCCCACAGUCAGAAUGCACACAUUGGCAUUCAAUUGGCUCAUGCUGGACGCAAAGCUUCCACCGUUGCACCUUGGCUCAGCUCCGGCGCAACAGCAACCGAAGCAGUUGGUGGCUGGCCGGAUGAUGUCGUUGGGCCAAGCAACGAGGCCUUCAACGAGCAUUACCCAAAGCCGCGUGCCAUGAGCCUCGCUGAGAUUGCUCGCUUCAAGCAUGACUUCCUCUCCGGCGUUCGCCGUGCCGUUCGCGCCGGCUUCGAUGUCAUUGAGCUGCACUUUGCGCACGGCUAUCUUGUUUCCAGCUUUCUGUCUCCGGCUGUCAACAAGCGAACGGACCAGUACGGUGGAAGCUUUGAGAAUCGUGCUCGCCUAGCACUGGAACUUGUUGAAGCUACGCGGAUGAUUCUACCAAAGGGAAUGCCAUUGUUUGUGCGCAUCAGCGCCACUGACUGGCUUGAUACGAACCCAGAGUGGAGAGGCGGGCCAAGCUGGACCAUUGAUGAGAGCGUCAAGCUCGCCAAACUCUUCGCCGAACGUGGUGUUGAUGUGCUGGAUGUAUCAACUGGUGGCAAUCAUGUGCAGCAAAAGGUUAUUGGCGGCCCUGGCUACCAAGCACCGUUUGCCAAAAAGAUAAAGGCCGCAGUUCAAUCUUCCAUGCUGGUCAGCUCUGUGGGAAGUAUCAAGACAGGAGAAGUAGCGCAGAAGCUUAUCAACGGCAGUGAAGAUCCCGAUGAUACUCCCCUGGACUUGAUUGCCGCAGGUCGCAUGUUUCAAAAGAAUCCGGGCUUAGUAUGGGCGUGGGCAGAUGAAUUGGAAGUAUCCAUUACUAUUGCGCACCAGAUAGGAUGGGGCUUUGGAGGAAGAGCUUCUAGAAAGUCGACCAAGUUGACAGUUCCCUGA